Pseudomassariella vexata is the source of this 783-nucleotide messenger RNA. RefSeq lists its product as uncharacterized. The record is from RefSeq and is a predicted model, not a curated record. Lineage: Eukaryota; Fungi; Ascomycota; Sordariomycetes; Amphisphaeriales; Pseudomassariaceae. The coding region runs from base 103 to 552 and encodes 149 amino acids. The transcript has a single exon.
CCUAUCUGCUGCCACGGUAAUACCGGCAGAUUAAAACUAUCGUAGGCUAGAAAACGCAGGGGGCAGAGAGGGGCGAUUUGCUUCCCCAGACUGUCAGUUGACAUGGUAAUGAGCAUGCACUCAUUACUCACGGUUCUCAAUAUAGACAUAGAUCGCCCAUAUCACUCAACACGUUAUUCCGAAAAGCUCAUAUUAGGAAAAUUCCCAGAGAUCUGCCAUAGUGCUAUGAAGUCCUCCAGUCGAGGCGUCAGACCAACCCCUGACCGUAUCCCUUAUCAUCGCAUAAUCCUUCCGGUUCCAUGGCUCCCACAGAUCGAUCCAGCAGGCAAGCGGCAUACCGAAAAGGCUCCCGACAUGGACUCCUACCGGACCUGCGUCACUUUGGGAGCCGAGACAAACACUCAAGGCAUACAUAGAUACACCGAGUCAAGUUUCGUCCCACGCGGCGUGCGUGGCUACCUGCAUGUGCGCUUGUCAGUCCUUCCUUGUCUCGGCCGCCUUGUUCACCAACGUGGGUUCAACAUGAUGACAAGCGCGCACCGAUGCAGGUAGCCGGUAUAUGAGUGCUUACGACAUACGUACAGUUCCCAUCACGUUUUGUUUUGUUGGGGCUGGGGAGAUGUUCCCGGCAAAUCGGAAUUUGGGCAAAAUAGGUGCAUACAUCUAUUGAGUGGUGUGGUGUCACGAUACACACGCAUCUCGGAUGGCUGCCGGUGGCGGAGCGAUGGCGAGGCAGAAGGAUGCUGUCAAAGGGCAGCAAACAAGCAAACGACUAAAUCGCUU